Notothenia coriiceps (black rockcod) is the source of this 468-nucleotide messenger RNA. RefSeq names its product vacuolar protein sorting-associated protein 54-like. NCBI's taxonomy places the organism in Eukaryota, Metazoa, Chordata, Actinopteri, Perciformes, Nototheniidae. The transcript has 2 exons. The record is from RefSeq and is a predicted model, not a curated record. The coding region runs from base 25 to 468 and encodes 147 amino acids.
UGAAGGGUAGCGGACCAGACCCGUAUGAUGACGUUCCCUCAGUGGUUCCAGCUGCUGAAAAACGUCUUUGAGAGUUUCCUCCUCUUCCUGCAGCGGAUCAAGGCCACUCAGACCGUGAUUAAAAACGUGGUUCUGGAGGUUCUGGCGUCGACGCAGAAGCUCCGCCUCCUGGAGGAAGCCGCUUUAGUUCAGGAGGCCCCCCCCGGCCCGGAGCUUCUUCAGGGCGGGGGGGCGGAGCUGGCCUACCUCACCCACGAGGGGCUGUUCAUCAGCGACGCUCUGAACGAGGCCCAGCAGGGGGUCCAGGACCAGAGCUCUGUGGGGGGGGCGAGGAACCAGGACCAGAGCUCUGUGGGGGGGGCGAGGAACCAGGACCAGAGCUCGGUGGGGGGGGCGAGGCUCCAGCAGAGGGACUCCGCCUCUGGAUACACAGAGACCUCCGUCAGCCGCGAGCAGAGCUACAUGUAA